AUGCCCCGGGUGACACCAUCCCAGAGCUGCCAGGCGCAGUCUGUGUCCCAGCCGAAACCAGCCUGCAGCACCCAGGCCCGGUCUGUGCCCCAACUGACAUCAGCCCGCAGCUCCCAGGGCCGGUCCCUGCAGCGGUUGGCAUCGCCUCGCAGCACCCAGAGCUCCCAGAGCUCCCAGGCCCGAUCUGUGCCCCAGCUGACACCGUCCCACACCAGCCGGGCCCGGUCUGUGUCCCGGCUGACAUCACCCUGCAGUUCCCAGAGCACCCAGGACCGCUCCCUGUCCCGGCUGAAACCGUCCCGCAGCUCUGAGGCCCGCUCGGUGUCCUGGGCGACACCGUCCCGCAGCUCCCAGGGCACCCGGGCCCGGUCUGUGUCCCGGCUGACAUCACCCUGCAGUUCCCACAGCUCCCAGGACGGGUCCCUGACACGACUGACACCGUCCCGCAGCUCUGAGGCCCAGUCCCAGUCUCAGCUGACACCGUCCCGCAGCUCCCAGGAGCGGUCCCGGUCGCGGCUGACACCGUCCCGCAGCCCCCAGGCCCGCUCCGUGUCCUGGCACACGCCGUCCCGCAGCACCCUGAGCUCGGGGGGCACCGAGAGCCGCCUCAGCCCGGAGGAGGGGGGCCGGGAACAAGGCCUGCAGGGCCGCAGGCGCCGCCCCGGGGGCUCCUCCAAGGCCUCCACAGGGAAACCAGCUCCUGGCCCGCAGAGACGGGCCCCUCGCCGCCGUGUGGAGCAGGAAACCCAGACUGAGGAACAAGAUUCAGCUGCUCAGUACGCUGAGCAGGAGACACAGACAGAUACUGCAGCAGAAGAGGAGAGGAAUUCAGCUGCUUCCCUCAUGGCUGACCAGGAGACAAAGACUGAGACUCCAACAAAAGAGAAUCCAGCUUCCCAAACUGCUAACAAGGGGACCCAGACCAAGGCCCGCAGCUCUGCCCUCUCCACGGGCACUGAUGUCCUGGCUGCCCAGCAGCCGCUCUCCGUGUCGGGCAGGGGGUUGUGGCGCUCCUGCGCGGCUGCACAGCCCGGAACCCUGCAGGGCCCCGGGGCCGGCCGCUGCUCCGGGCAGCCACCGCGCCCAGAGCGCCGCACGCCGGACAAGUGGGGAUGGACGGCACUGCCGCCCUACUCUUGGCCGUGGCUUAUUGAGAUGAACCAGAUUUAA
This is a messenger RNA of Ficedula albicollis (Collared flycatcher), 1170 nucleotides long. RefSeq lists its product as uncharacterized. Bases 1 to 1170 code for a protein of 389 amino acids. The transcript is spliced from 2 exons. NCBI's taxonomy places the organism in Eukaryota, Metazoa, Chordata, Aves, Passeriformes, Muscicapidae. The record is from RefSeq and is a predicted model, not a curated record.